CACACCUCUUUGUAAACUCAUAUACAUCUUCUUCUCCUCUCUUCUUUGUAGCGCACUCGAUCUGCAGAAAUCAUGGACACGAGGCCUUCAUUUUACAAGAUCUUGAUGGACCUCCCUCCCAAACUCCUAUUGCCAAAGGGUUUCACGGAUAAGUACGGCGAAAACUUGUCCGAAAGAGUUAGGCUAAGAAACAAGAGCGGCACCUCAUGGAAUGUGAGGCUCGAGAAAAUGAGAGAAGAAGGAGAAGAAACCGAUGCUUACUACUUCACGAGAGGAUGGACCAAAUUCUGUAAUGACGUGGACCUUAAGACCUUCGAAGUGCUCGUCUUUUUCUACGCCGAAAACUCCACAUUCGACGUCACCGUAUACGCGGUCACUGCACUGGAGAAGGAGCCGGCCGGCUUCAGAGCUGCGGCGAAUCCCAUGUGCCGAUUUGACUUGAAGCAACACAACUACCAUAAAUUUCAUGUUCCGAAGGAUUUCUCGGAUGCGUGUGGUUUGAAGGAGAAAAGGGAAGUGCGGUUGGAGUGUCAGGGCGGGUCGAGUGCGCGAGUUAAGGUGAACUCGUGUAAUGGCCGUGUUGAUUUAGGCGGGGGCUGGUCGGGAUUCUUGAAAGCAAACAACUUCGCUAUUAACAGAACUUACUCUCUUGAGUUCCUUCCCGCUAAGAAUGUGAUUAGGGUUGGACCAGACUAUCUCUUAUCUUAGGAUUUUUAUGACUUUUUUUCAACAUAUAUUGCAUGUUGUG
Messenger RNA from Salvia miltiorrhiza (redroot sage), 748 nucleotides. RefSeq lists its product as uncharacterized. Gene Ontology annotation, molecular function: DNA binding. The record is from RefSeq and is a predicted model, not a curated record. NCBI's taxonomy places the organism in Eukaryota, Viridiplantae, Streptophyta, Magnoliopsida, Lamiales, Lamiaceae. The transcript has 3 exons. Bases 73 to 708 code for a protein of 211 amino acids.